GUAACGGAGCGUGAGGAAAGAAGAAGCCGUGCGCUCGGCGUGGUGCCAGAGCGACUGCGCGGAGGGAGCGGCGCCGGGGGUUGGCUGGUUGGCUGGCGCGGUUGCUAGGUUACGGCUUGCCUCGCUCGCGCGGAGAGGUGUUCGUGGAGGGGGAGGAAACCGUUAAAUUAACGGGUCUCGUUUGCCCACUGCGCGUGCGCGCGGGAAAGAGUCGGGUAAGAGGAGCCCCGCAGGCUGGAGUGCGGAUGCGGGAGUGCCGACCCUCACGACCCCCAGAAAUUUGAAGAAAAGAGGAAAAAAUGGCAAGUAAUCACAAGCCUCCUACAGCCCGCCCGUCUUCAAGAGCAGGACUAGGCCUGGGAGCCAGACCGCCCUCAUCCUCCCUACGGCCUCCAUCCGCAGCUCUACUUGGAGGAGGAAUCCCUCCAGGAACAUCAAGACCUGGUACACGUGGUGGAUCCGUAGGUACUGGUGUGGUUUUGUCCUCCCAGAUUAAGGUUGCAGACCGUCCAGUGACACAACAAGGGCUGAGUGGAAUGAAAACUGGAAUGAAAGGUCCACAGAGACAAAUUAUGGAUAAAUCCUAUUACCUGGGAGUGCUCAGGAGCAAAAUAAAUGAACUCACCACAGAAAUGAACAAGCUUCAGAAAGAAAUCGACAUGUAUAAUCAGGAGAAUUCUGUCUACCUAUCAUAUGAAAAAAGGGCAGAGUCUUUAGCUAGUGAGAUCAAAGAGUUUCAAGGACAACUAGCUGAUUACAAUAUGCUGGUGGAUAAACUUAAUACCAAUACCGAUAUGGAGGAAGUAAUGAAUGACUAUAACGUGUUGAAGGCUCAAAAUGACCGUGAAGCUCAGGGCAUAGACAUCAUUUUUACAGAAAGACAAGCCAAAGAAAAUCUCAUUCAAGCUGUGGAAGAUGACAUCCAGCAGGAAAAGCAGGCGGCAGAAAACAUAGUCAAAAAUAUGUCUGAAGAGGAUCAAGCUAAAUACAUGGAGACAAAAGUGGCAAAUGAAAAGCUCUUGCAGGAAUUGUGUGCUUUACAGCAAGAACUGGAUGCUGUGAAUAUAAAAGAACAAUCUCUAGAUGCUGAAAUAGCACACUCCCAGAUUAAACAGGAGGCUCUGCAACUGUACGAAAAGCUUCAUGGCCUUGAGGAACACCGGAAUCAAAUGAUUGCAGAGGACAAAAGUAUGGGAUCUCCCCAGGAGGAGAGAGAGAGAUUGCUAAAACAGGUGAAGGAAGACAACCAAGAAAUAGCAAGCAUGGAGAGACAGCUGACAGACAUAAAAGAAAAAAUCAACCAACUUAACGAAGGAAUACGGCAGCUUGACAUGGAUUUAGAGGAGCAGCAAGGUGAGAAAAAUCUGAAAUACAAGGAGUUGAAGAAAAGAGAAGAAAGCAUGGACAACUUUCUUGAAUCUUUUGAAGAGGCAAGGAACCAGGAACUAGAACGGAAAACACAGAUAGAGGCCAGUAUUGUGGCAAUUUUAGAGCAUUCAAGCAGGAACGUAAAUCGCAUGAAGCAGAUAUCUUCUGUAACAAACCAAGAGCUGAAAAUCAUGCAGGAAGAUCUCACUUUCAAGUCAAGUGAAAUGCAGAAAUCACAGAGUACUGCGAAAAACCUGGGAACAGAUAGCCAACGUCUGCGGAUGGACCUCCAGAAAAUGGGCCUGCUGGAAGGCAAGAUGGUUGAUGAACUGACUUCUCUCAAAGAAAAAAUAGAGCAAAUGACCAAAGACCUGGAACUUUACAACAAUCUGCCAGCUCUGAAAACAGCAGGAGAGGAAAAGAAAAAGAAACUGCAAGAAGAGAAAGAAACACUAACAAAGCGCAGGAAUGCUUUCAAGAAAACUAUGGAGCAUCUGAAUAGAGAAUAUGAAAGCUUGAAGUUGCAGCUGCAGGAGAACGAGACACAUUCACAGCUUACGAAUUUGGAAAGAAAAUGGCAACACCAUGAACAAAACAACUUUGUCAUGAAAGAAUUUAUAGCAACGAAAAGCCAGGAAAGUGAUUACCGGCCUAUAAUGAAGAAUGUGACAAAGCAGAUUGCAGAAUAUAACAAAACUCUCAUUGAAGCUUUACAGAGCAGCAGGACCUGAGCUUAGGCACUCUUCCUUCUCAUGUCCGCAGACCAAUGAGAAGAAUUAUUUAUAGUGCUACACACUCCCCCAGUACACAACAGCAAUAUCUAUGUGCAUUUUUCAUUCUGGCUAGUUAACAACAACCAGGAAUUUGUUUCUUCAAAAUUAACUUCGCUGGAUUUAGUCCUCUAUUCUCAGCCAACGGUUUAUUGAAAACAAUGUAAUUUACAUCAUUUUGGCCUUACUAAGUUAAGAAAAUAAUUCUAUCCAUCUUAAGUAUUUUUAAUAAGGGGAGGGGGCUGAAUUGUAGGGAUAAAAUCAGAUAUGUAACAAUAAAUAAUUUUUAAAAACUUCAAGGGGGAAUUAUCCAGCAUUAUUUUCAAGAGAAUAUUAUUUCAUAGGGCUCACAUGCCAUAGGAUACAAGUUCUCAUGCCUCAGAAUUCAAGAAAAUUGGUUUUUGGCUAACUUGAGCAGAGUGAGAGCACUAUUAAAAAGCAAAACCAUGCAUAUAUUAGCCAAUUUCCUGCUCAACUUGGUAUAAAUCUGUUGCAUUCUGGGUUUUCUUUCCUUCAUAUUACAAUAUCUCUAGAUAAGACACAACAGGAUUUGUAUAGGCCUGAAUCUGUUAUCUAGGGGAAAUUCCCACUAAUAUCUCUUCCUUCCUUUUGGGGAGAGCUUUCAGUUAUUGCAGUGAGAGUCUUUUCCCCCCCUUUUUUUUGCUGAGGUAAAGUUGGUGUCUGAUAUCCCCACAGGCAUCUUCCUCAGCCGCUCGGUUUGCCCACUGAAAUCCCUUUGCGUUAAAACAACACGUUUUGAUGACCGAUGGAAAGAACCCACCUACUGAAUAAACAUAAGGAAUGAAAUUCGCUUUUGCUCUUCUCAUGGGCUCCUUACGACAUGGCACUGAUUUUGCAAAAUAGCAUGGGAAAGUUCACCGGCUUUUGUUCUGUCCUUCGCAGGACUUCCACCAUAAACAAAACCCUGCCUGUAGAGUUCUGUGUUCCUAUUUUCUUUUCCCAUGAAGCUUUACUCAUUAACCUAUAGGGAUGCAGGUGGCGCUGUGGGUUAAACCACAGAGCCUAGGGCUUGCCGAUCAGAAGGUCGGCGGUUUGAAUCCCUGCCAAUCUAGCAGUUCAAAAGCACGUCAAAGUGCAAGUAGAUAAAUGGGGACCGCUACAGCGGGAAGGUAAACGGCGUUUCCAUGCGCUGCUCUGGUUCGCCAGGUCAUGCUGGCCACAUGACCUGGAAGCUGUACGCCGGCUCCCUCGGCCAAUAGAGCGAGAUGAGCGCCACAGCCCCAGAGUCGGUCACGACUGGACCUAAUGGUCAGGGGUUCCUUUACCUUUUCCUUACUUCAAGACUGACAGUAAAUUUCCUCCCUCAAAACUUCCCUCCGAAAGCAACAGGUUCUGGGGCUCUAGAAACAAGCGGUUUUGUGUCAGUGUAGCCCAGAAACCCCAAUUUUGAACAUACCGUAGUUAUCUGCAUAAUAUUCCCCCCCCUCCGCCUGGUCUGCAUAUAUUGCUGUAUAGUACCGCGUUUAUGUAAAAGGAUGUGUGAAAAUUCAUAUAUUUUAGCUCUGGGCAGCAAGAAAUAGACAAGUUUACAAAUUUGUGUUGUGUGUGACAAAUUCCAGAGGGGCCGUCCUGUUAGGCUGCAGUGGAUUGUGUUGGAUUGUUUUGAAAGUCAUUGCACCACGAGGUGAAAAAAAAAUGCCCUCCAGUCGUCGUCAACCCCCCCCCUGCCCCCCGUCCUGUCCAGUACAUUUCCGAGCACAGUUCAAAGUGUUGGUGCUGACCUUUAAAUCCCUAAAUGGCCUCGGUCCAGUAUACCUGAAGGAGCGUCUCCACCCCCAUCGUUCUGCCCGGACACUGAGGUCCAUUGCCGAGGGCCUUCUGGCAUUUUCCUUGUUGCGAGAAGCCAAGUUGCAGGGAACCAGGCAGAGGGCCUUCUCGGUGGUGGCGUCCACCCUGUGGAACGCCAUCCCAUCAGAUGUCAAAGAAAAAUACAGCUACCAGAUUUUUAGAAGACAUCUGAAGGCAGCCCUGUUUAGGGAGGCUUUUAAUGUUUAAUAGAUUAUUUUAUU
Zootoca vivipara (common lizard) is the source of this 4168-nucleotide messenger RNA. It is a transcript of the gene IFT74, whose product is annotated as intraflagellar transport 74. Gene Ontology annotation, biological process: cilium assembly; intraciliary transport involved in cilium assembly. Gene Ontology annotation, molecular function: beta-tubulin binding. Gene Ontology annotation, cellular component: cilium; intraciliary transport particle B. The record is from RefSeq and is a predicted model, not a curated record. NCBI's taxonomy places the organism in Eukaryota, Metazoa, Chordata, Lepidosauria, Squamata, Lacertidae.